Molecule: messenger RNA, 816 nt
Organism: Trematosphaeria pertusa
Lineage: Eukaryota; Fungi; Ascomycota; Dothideomycetes; Pleosporales; Trematosphaeriaceae
Exons: 4
Coding region: 186-647 (153 amino acids)
Source: RefSeq, a predicted model, not a curated record
GUAGAGACCCGGCCCAUGUGGCUGUGUACGAGCGCGGCGGAGCUGCUCGUGUGCAUGUCAAAAAUCCGGUCUUUCCCUGGCGCUCAGGCAGAUUUGGAGCGCACGACAUAUUCAGCUUCGGAUCUAAAGCGGGUGAGGAAGCCUUUAAGGAGGCAGUCAAGCGGCUAGGGUGGUUGUCGAUUUUGAUGCCGAUGUCGAUUUCAUGGAAAGCACGCACCACUGAGGAAUGUUAUAUUUUGGUGAUAGAAUGCGCCACAGAGCCCUUGCUGAUCAAUCGCCUUAAUGGUGACUAUCAAAGAGCAUUCCAAGCUGGGAUUCGCCGCUGCCAUCUAUCCCUGCUCUACUUAUGUUACCCAUGCGCCCCCGCAGGGGGCUCAGAGAAAGUGCUACAGUCUAGCGGACAGCGAAUGGAAAGGAAUUCAAGACUUCCUCGUUCCGGUUGGGCUCUAAGAUUAGGACGAGAAAAAAGAACUGGACUGUUGAACUGGACGCAGCACGUCCGACACGCGAAGCAAGGCUACGAACGCGUAGCAAAAGGCUGUGCAUACGCAACAAGGCUGUGGAGUGGCUGCGCGACUGGGGAAAUCUCGGCGAAGUCGAGUGAGGCUUUUCCAAACGGCGCAGGGGAAAUAGUCCAUGGGCGCUAAACAUAAGAGGAGUAUACUAAGUGCCUUGACCUAGUUAGUCAUCUCACAACCGACAGGAAUCUUCUACUUCUACGGAAUGUAACCAUCUCGAAGCCCAUUGAAGGCUUUUCUGCCAUCCCGAGCGAGGCGAGGCCGGGUGAUAAGGUUCGCUUACCCCUGGGUGGUCAAU